Molecule: messenger RNA, 636 nt
Organism: Microdochium trichocladiopsis
Lineage: Eukaryota; Fungi; Ascomycota; Sordariomycetes; Xylariales; Microdochiaceae
Product: riboflavin aldehyde-forming enzyme
Exons: 2
Coding region: 241-603 (120 amino acids)
Source: RefSeq, a predicted model, not a curated record
UCCCCAUACCAGAGCAGAGACGCUCAUGAGUUCGAGUAUAUAAGAUGCAGUCGAUCUGCAUCAUAGGUUGUUUAGCUUCUCCUUAACUCACAGCAAACAGCUUCAGCAUCUUCACCUCGCAUCCACAGCCGCUUCCUCAGAUCGACUCUGACUUCUCAGAAACAGCAGCAGCAACUCAACAUUACAUCUUCCACAUCCAUCUCCCCAAAUCAAACCUCAAGUCCUACCAAAACCGCCAAAAUGGUCGCCAUCACCAACAUCCUCCUCCCCGUCCUCACCGUCUUCGCCACCGCCGCCACCGCCGCGACCUACAACGGCGAGGCGACCUGGUACAACCCCGGCCUCGGCGCGUGCGGCAAGACCCACGGCGCCAACGACCUCGUGGCCGCCGUGUCCGCGCAGCUCUUCACCUCGUCCAACCCCAACAACGACCCCGUGUGCGGCAAGAAGGCCAAGAUCACCCGCGGCAACAAGUCGGUCACCGUCACCGUCGUCGACAAGUGCCCGGAAUGCCCCAAGGCCAACAUCGACCUGUCCCCCGCGGCGUUCAAGAAGCUCGGCACCCUGGCCGAGGGCCGCAUCAAGGUCAAGUGGGUCCUCUAGAGUGAUUUUCUCUUUGGGGAAACCAUUCGGAAG